CGACGAGAAAUUUUUUUGCGAUUUUUUGCACUGUGAAAGUUAAAUUAAUUGUUAUCUUUGCAAAAAUUAAACAAUAGGAAUAAAAUUAAAUUGAUAGCGUAGCGUAGUUUACAACGGAGGCCAACAAAAUGUCUAUCAAAGGGCAGGACACCGUCGACAGCUGGGAAGAAAUCGACGAAGAUCGACUGGCUUCUCGGUUGAACAAAUUAUCAAGUGAAGAUUCCGUGCAGGCAGGUGCUACAUCAAGAAAUGUUGGUGCUGGUGGCUGCGCAAAACCAGGAUCGUCCACAAACAGCUUAUCUGGAAUACUAGAUGAAGAACUUCGCCCGCGAAUGAUUUUGCAAAGACCCCAGAUGCAAAUAUUAAAGCGGCCACAAUCCAAUGUGCAGGAGGAAAAUGCAACCAGUGACUCUAAGCCUAAAGCUCAGAUUAAAUCGCUGGAUCAAAGAAAACAGGAGUACGCAAAAGCACGUUUGCGAAUUCUUGGUUCAGCUCACGAUGAAGAAGAGCAGCAACAAAAGCAGCUGGUAGAAGUACCUAAAAAAAGCACAAAUACGAAUGGCUAUCGAAUAAAUAACAACAUCUCUUGUAAUAACAUCGGUGGACCUACGAGAUCCGAUCGACCGCCAAACCCGUUCCGACCUGCAUCAGGAAACUUCCAUAUGCCACUGCAUGCCGGGCCAUACUAUCCGACUUCUUCUGCUAAUCGGUGCCAUCCUCCUGAGCCACCUAGUAAUCAUCACUAUUACCAGCAUCAAGGGCCACCUCCACAGCCUGGUGGAUAUGGUUUUCCACACCAUCACCAGCAACUACAACAGCAAGCUCAUCAGCACCAGAAGCAAUUGAUGCCAUUUGUUAGCAUGUCCCCUCAAUCCUCUACUGCGGCAAAUAGCUAUCAUCAACAUAUACCUGGAUACAAUGCGCUUGGGGGAGUCAGUAGCAAUAACAAUGUUUUGAGAAUGCCAGCUGGGCCUGACGGUUCUCAUGGGUUUACUAUGCGACGGUAGCUAGGUUACUAGAAUGGGAUGAUUAUAAAUAAAAUAUACCUUUACUGCGGACUUUGCUUCAAGUCAUCUUUUAUUAUUGUUUAUUAAAUUUUGUUGUAUAAAAAUAUCUUGCGUAACUAUUCGUGCAAACAAAACGUAUUCGGGUGCGGGUAAUUCGUAAUAAACCUCCGAAAAAAGCGUCAGCAUACAUAUUCAUUUUUAGAUUUUUACACCAUGUCAUCCUGCGUACAAUACUUUAAAAUGGUUGAAUUCGUUUCAUUGAACAUUUGUGAAGAAAAUUUAUUUUAUGAUAUUUCUAAACUAUUUGAUUAAGAUGCAAGUAAACACAACAUU
This is a messenger RNA of Sabethes cyaneus, 1340 nucleotides long. Its product is annotated as ell-associated factor Eaf. The record is from RefSeq and is a predicted model, not a curated record. The transcript has 3 exons. The coding region runs from base 129 to 1007 and encodes 292 amino acids. NCBI's taxonomy places the organism in Eukaryota, Metazoa, Arthropoda, Insecta, Diptera, Culicidae.